Molecule: messenger RNA, 378 nt
Organism: Geodia barretti
Lineage: Eukaryota; Metazoa; Porifera; Demospongiae; Tetractinellida; Geodiidae
Source: the annotation of a GenBank genome assembly
CUUGCACAGGAUGAAACCUCAGGUCCCAGAACUUCAGCUAAGAGUAGAGUUUUGCCUACAGAUCCGUUGCCUCCAGAGCAUCUAAAGGAGCCACCUCAAGACUUCUAUUGUCCAGUUACAUACUGUCUAAUGCUCCGGCCUCACCUUACAUCAUGUUGUGGACAAAAUCUCUCAGAGGAAGCUGCAAAGAGAAUACAGGCAGAAGGAAAAGCAUGUCCCUUGUGUAGGGCAUCUACAUGGAGCAAAAAAAUUAAUAGGGAAAUGCAAAAAGAAGUGAAAUCACUCCAAACCUGUCCAAUGAAAGAUUCUCCACUAGUGACACGUUCAACUUGGUAAGUAUCAAAAACCAUAAAGAUCGAAGCCAAAAUACACUACCAU